CUCCAUUCCAAACUCGAUUUCGAUGAUAAAAAUCACACUUCUGCAUCGACGGCAACAUCCAUAACCGCAAAGUCAGUCAGUCCUCCUCUCAUCACCUUUAGCGUUAACUCGGAGACUGUCAUCAGCAACGACGACGAUGACAGCAGGAAACACAAAGCUUUCGGCUCAAUCGCUAGAAGAGUCCGCUAAGAAAUCUAAGUGGUCGCCGGAAGAAGAUGCGCUGGUCAUUGAUUUACGAGGGAAGCAAAUGAAGUGGGACGAAAUCAGUAAGCGAUUGCCUGGACGGAGUCCCAUUAGUUGUCGAUUGCAUUAUCAGAACUAUCUCGAGCGGCCUGAAUGGGACGAGAAUAAGAAGAAUAAACUUGCUAGGAUGUACGAGAGACUCAAAGCAAAUAUGUGGGCCGAAAUUGCCCAGGAAAUGAACGUUCCAUGGCGAGCCGCAGAAGCCAUGCACUGGGAGCUGGGCGAGCAAGAAAUGGCUCGACGUGCAGGUCCCAUCGCGCUGCGUGCUAAGAGAAACAUGACACUGAGGUCCAAGCCACGCCAUCAUUCGCUGAAGAUCAAUCAUUGCGUCUCCUUAUCACCCUCACCUCGUACAACUAUACUUCAUCCACCGCCGCAGUCUUCAAUUCGGCAUCCAAAUCCUGCCCAAGGACAGCUUCGACUACCGUCUAUCGAGGAAUUGAUAGCCGGUGUUCCACUAUACGGUCCAUCCAAACCCUAUAUCCAAUGAACUACUAUUCCUAUUCAAGCAUUAUACUACCGUAGAGGGUAGA
Molecule: messenger RNA, 776 nt
Organism: Talaromyces stipitatus ATCC 10500
Lineage: Eukaryota; Fungi; Ascomycota; Eurotiomycetes; Eurotiales; Trichocomaceae
Exons: 2
Coding region: 137-733 (198 amino acids)
Biological process (GO): regulation of DNA-templated transcription
Cellular component (GO): nucleus
Molecular function (GO): RNA polymerase II cis-regulatory region sequence-specific DNA binding; DNA-binding transcription factor activity, RNA polymerase II-specific
Source: RefSeq, a predicted model, not a curated record